UCGAAGAAGAGAACUUCAUCUCAGGUCUCAGCUCUGCCCGCGUGGAUAAGCUCCCACCGCUCGUGCUCUGCUCUCCCUCCCAGACACACACACACCCUACACACGCUCUCAGCUUGGCGAUCUUCUGUACUGAGCUCGCGAGGAGGAAAGCCGGUGCCGCAUCGAACUCUCUCGACCAUGGCUGCGCGAGCACUGACCGCCGCCGCCCGCUGGGUGGCCGGCCGGACCAGGACGGCGCCUCUUCUCGCCUCCUGCAGGAACGGAGCCAGCAUGAACCACUCCUCGGCCACGGCCAGCGCGCGGCGGGAGGAGGAGCAGUACAAGGACGUGCGCGCGACGAUGACGGGGGCGCAGGUGGAGGCCGCGCUCAACCGCAAGAACGUCGAGGUGCUCCAGGGCGAGGAUGAGCACGUCGCCACGGUGCUGCCGGACGAGACCAUCGGUGGCGCGCUGGACGGCGGCGAGGACGCGUCGUGGGUGCCCGACCAGGACACGGGCGUCUUCGGCCCCGCCCACGUCGACGCCCACGGCGGCGGCUCGGCUGCCGCUCCACCGCACCUGUUCGGAGGUGCCACGGCGGCCACCACGGAGGGGUCAGCGGCGUCUUCGGCCGGCCAGGACACGGGCGCCUUCGUCCCCGCCGAUGCCGAUGCCGACGCUGACACCCACGGCCGCGGCGCGCAUCCCGCCCCACCGCAGCACCUGUACGGAGGCGUGGGUGGGACGGCGUCGGUGCUGGACCAGGCGGUGUUCGUCCGGGAGGAGGAGAUGGAGGACGUGGAGAGGCCCGCCGCCGUCGACAUGGCCAACGUCAACGCAGACGUCAACGCCAGCAUCAAGAACUACUAGUGCAGCUUACUUAGCUCCAGCAAUCAGUCGGUGCUCGGUAGUUUCAGUAAGCUAGUUACUACUGCCCCUGCCUCCCUAGUGGAGUAGAAAGAAUAAAUCACAGGUGAAGCUAUUCUGUAACGUUCACUUGCUUGCUUACCUAUUUAGAGCAUCUCCAGAGCUGCGU
This is a messenger RNA of Triticum urartu, 1015 nucleotides long. RefSeq lists its product as uncharacterized. Lineage: Eukaryota; Viridiplantae; Streptophyta; Magnoliopsida; Poales; Poaceae. The record is from RefSeq and is a predicted model, not a curated record.